Trachemys scripta elegans is the source of this 1471-nucleotide messenger RNA. RefSeq names its product galactoside 2-alpha-L-fucosyltransferase 2-like. Gene Ontology annotation, molecular function: galactoside 2-alpha-L-fucosyltransferase activity. The record is from RefSeq and is a predicted model, not a curated record. Bases 33 to 1076 code for a protein of 347 amino acids. Gene Ontology annotation, cellular component: membrane. Lineage: Eukaryota; Metazoa; Chordata; Testudines; Emydidae. Gene Ontology annotation, biological process: carbohydrate metabolic process. The transcript has a single exon.
GGGACCUCCUUCCCUCAUCACUGCUGGGAGCCAUGACUGCCCCGGACUCCUGGGUCCCCUUCCGGCUGGUCCUUCAGCUCAGCCUCUACCUGCUGACCAUCAUGACCCUCUCCACCUUCCUCCACCUAAGCAGCCGGUUCCCCUCCGCAUGGCAGAGGCUCCCCUCCCCGAACACAACGAAGGGGUCCCCAGCUACGUCCCCCACCACAACGCCCCCAACAGAGCGGGGCAUGUGGACCGUGAACUCCAUCGGGCGCCUGGGGAACCAGAUGGGGGAAUACGCCACCCUCUACGCCCUGGCCAAGAUGAACGGGCGCCAGGCCUACAUCCUCCCGGAGAUGCACCGGCAGCUGGCGUCGCUCUUCCACAUCACCCUGCCCGUGGUCUCCAGCGACGUGGUCCGGAGCGUCCCGUGGAGGAAUUACGGGCUCCACGACUGGAUGUCGGAGGAGUACAGGCACAUCAAGGGGAAAUACGUCCGGCUGACGGGCUACCCCUGCUCCUGGACCUUCUACCACCACCUCCGGCAGGAGAUCCUCCAGGAAUUCUCCUUCCACGACCACAUCAAGGAGGAGGCCAACCGGUACCUGGCCGGGCUGCGUGGGCAGCGCCAGAAUGUGACCUACGUGGGCAUCCACGUCCGGAGGGGGGAUUACGUCCGGGUGAUGCCACAGAUCUGGAAGGGGGUGGUGGCGGACAAGGCCUACCUGGAGAAGGCCAUGGGCUACUUCCGGGCCAAGUACCAGGAGCCGGUCUUUGUGGUGACCAGCAAUGGGAUGGAGUGGUGCCGGGAGAACAUCAACGCCUCGCAGGGGGACGUGUAUUUCUCAGGGGACGGGAAGGAGUCGUCGCCGGGGAGGGACUUUGCUCUCUUGGCCCAUUGCAACCACACGAUCAUGACCAUCGGGACCUUCGGCAUUUGGGUCGGCUACCUGGUCGGUGGGGAGACUGUCUACUUGGCCAACUACACCCUGCCCGAUUCCCCCUUCCUCCGGCUCUUCAAGCCUGAGGCCGCCUUCCUGCCCGAGUGGAUUGGGAUCAACGCCGAUCUCUCCCCACUGCGGGGUGGGACAUAGGGGCAGAUAGGAUCCAGCCUGCAGGCCACCAGCAGGAUCCUCUGGGAUAGUGGGCCAGCCCCCAGCUGGGGUAGGCGGUCCUGGGGAGUUUAGGGGGCAUCAGCAUGGACCUUGGUCAAGCAUGGGGGGGAGGGGAGAAUCAAGACAAUGUGGGUUGGUUCUGCCAACCUUCUCCUAGGAGUCACCAAAUGGGUCUAUCAUGAAGUUGAAUGGUUAAAACUUGCUCCUCGGCCAGCUCUUUUAAAACUCUUGGCUGUAAGUUAUUUGGACCUGCUGAUUUUAAGAUGUCUCACUUUGAUAGCUGUUGUUCAGCCAACUCCUGACAUAGGAGCAGAAUGGAAAGAGCAUUAUCGUCACCAUCUGAUAUGGCAUCAUCUGUUUUUUCCUCCCAAACA